Messenger RNA from Lagopus leucura (white-tailed ptarmigan), 2432 nucleotides. It is a transcript of the gene ERMARD, whose product is annotated as ER membrane associated RNA degradation. Lineage: Eukaryota; Metazoa; Chordata; Aves; Galliformes; Phasianidae. The record is from RefSeq and is a predicted model, not a curated record. The transcript has 18 exons. The coding region runs from base 56 to 2086 and encodes 676 amino acids.
CUGCGCUCCGGCAGCGCGCCGUGACGUUGAGCGGGAGGGCCCGGCAGCAGCGGAGAUGGCAUCAUCAGACUCAGUCACAACUUGUCUUUCUUCACCUGUGCAUUAUGUGAUUUGCAAACUUGGCUUUGAGAAAAAAGACAUCUAUGAUAUUAAUAAUAUUGUGUCUGAAAAUGGAGAAGUAUGUUGGCAAUCUAUUACAGAGCACGUGCAUUAUCUUGAAUCAGACCGAAGUGUGGAUUAUAUAAAAAGCAUACGAUCUCUUGGACCUGUAUGUGAAUCUGUUAAUUUGCACUUCAAAUCUCUGACCAAGGACAAAUUUGUAGUUCAGUAUGCAUUGUGGUUCCAGUGGACAAACUACGCAGAGUUAUUUCUUGAAGUGUUUGAUGUUCUACAAUAUGCCCAAUCUACAGAAGUUGCUCUUGGAUUAAUGAAACUAACAUCGUGCUUGGAGAGAGCUUUGGGUGAUGUAAGUGCCACUAUGAAGAUUCAAUUGCAGGUACAUUUACUGAUUGGUAAAGAUUGUCCCUUCCUUCUAAGAGAUUUGCUUGCUUCUGAGCAGCUUGCAGUUGUUUUUGGACAAGUUGUAAUGGAUGUACUCAGGAUAUUCAUUGGAUCACCGUAUGGUCUGAAUCUUCGUAAUGUUUUGUGGCAUGGGUUUGCAUCCCCACAAGAAAUUCCUGCAAAAUAUUGUGCUAUGCUGCUUUUUUUAACUGCAGGAUUGGGUCAGUUGUUACAGACAUAUCUUCUGAAAACUAAAUAUGUUUUAGUACAUCGACCUUAUGUGACCUUCUUUAGAUUAGAGGAUCUUGAUGCAUUUCCAGAUCUUAAUCAUGAAACACUUUGUGUAGCGGAAGAGCUACUGCAAGUGUCUAACUUUGUGCUAAGAACAAUGUUACCAUUUUGGAUGUCUGCUUUAACAGCUUUCAAGCAAAGUAGGUAUGCUGACUGUGUGAUUCUCUUACUUCCUCAGCUGGAAGCUGGACUUAGAUUGCUCUUCACUACAACUAAUAACUGUCCUAAUAGAUUGCUAACAGCUGAGUCUUCUGCUUUCUACACCACUUUUGAUGAGAUGCUAACAAAGCAUUUGGAUAAUGAAGAAAUCAAUCAGCUUCCUUCAGUUCUUGAAGAACCUGCUAUGGAAUUUCUUUGGGACUUCUUGAACCACCAGGAGGGUCCACGCAUAAGAGACCAUUUAAGCCAUGGAGAGAUCAAUCUAAAAGCAUUUCCCAGAGAAAUAGCCAAUCAGUUGGUGGCGUUUGCAAUUACAUUACUCUGCAGGUUCUCGGAUGAAGACAUGGUUGCUUUUAAGGAACACUUGAUCAUAAAGCCACUGAUGAACUGUGCAAGUUGCUACCGCUCUCGAUUUCAUCCAAUUUCCAGACUUAAGAAACAGGUGCUAGAAUGUAUGAAGAGCAUUCACUUGUGGCAUGAAUUACCAACAGUGACUGAGGAACAAAUUCAAACACUUAAAGGGUUGGAAGGAAAUACUGAAGCUAGUAUGUUAGUUUUAAAGGUGGCUGAAAUUCUCUCUCAGUUGCAGCAGUAUUUGCCCUGUAACUUCUAUAAUUCAGAUGACCCAAUGAGUACUGUUGCAACAGAGAGACUGUUGCUAGAACUUUGUGCUAGGCACAUUAGCACACUCUAUUCUCCAAGACCUGUUCUGGAAGUGUUAGUGGUACUCCGUAAAAUAUGCACACAGUGCCAUCAAGUGUCUGAACAAGUUAUUGCCAGCAUUAAGUUGAGAUACCAACAGUGGACAGAAAAGACUCUACGUUCUUGCCAGAGGCAUAACUAUCUACGAAUGUUGAACAGCAUUAAGUUUUUAUCUCCGGUGUUACGGCUCAUCUUAGUGUUGAUUACUCUGGAACUUGUUAAUGUCCACUUGGUCUGUAAGAAGAAUCCUUCUGAUUAUCAUCAGUAUCUAAAGUUUUUGAAGUCAGUCUUGCAGUAUGCUGAGAACUUGGUGACAUACACAAGCCUUGAGAAAAACAAGUGGGAUGAAACCAUACAGCUAACAAAUAAGGCUUUGUUAAAAAUAAGGAAAUUCAGUGAUGGAAAGCUGACAUUGAUACAGUCAGCUACAUAAAUACUUUUAAUGUUAUUUGGACGUUGUUAUAUCUUAAAUGCUUUGGAGUCCUCAUGCUUGUCAAGUCUAAGAUUUAAAAGCAAACUUCAUCAUUGUAAAAUUUUGGAUGCAAAAGUCAUUAUUUCUAUUCUAAGGCUGUUGACAGCAGAGUUAAGAUCAGGCUUCUGAGGAAUGGGCUGUUCAUCAAAUUCACUGAAAAAGGUUGAAUGUGAACCAGGUCAGGAUGGUGCAUGUUCUACUUCAAGUAUAUAAUGUAUUUUGUAGAUUGGUUUUAAAAAAAAAAAAAAGAUUUUUAUUACACUGUAAGUAUCUAAGAAUAUGAAUAAAUACUCUGAAAAUUUUUAAA